GAGGGUUGAGCACAAGCAGCUCAAUCUCUCUUCAACGAUUAUUAUUCACUUCUCUUCUACUGCAAGUCUUCCAUUAUCAAGCCCUGAAUAUCACACUCUCUAUACAGCAAUGGACUUUACCUUCCACCCCGGAGUCAACGGCUCGUCUCCCUGGGUUGAAUUCUAUCCCUACAAUCCUUCCCUCCCAGCUGGCUAUGCUUUCAUGGCCAUUUUCGCCAUAGCAACUCUUGUCCACUUUGUCCUUAUGAUUCCAUACAGAGCCGCAUAUUUUAUUCCAUUCAUUCUCGGCGGGAUCUGCGAAACAUUUGGCUACCACGGCCGUGCUCGCUCGCACAAUAACCGCACCGGACUCGGGCCCUGGGCGCAACAGCAAAUGCUCCUCCUCUGCGCGCCCCCCUUACUCUCCGCGAGUAUCUACAUGACGCUGUCCCGGUUGAUGACAGCUCUGAACGCAGAAGAACACUCACCCAUCCGUCCGAAAAGACUGACUGUGCUCUUUGUGCUCAACGACAUAAUCUGUCUGCUGACGCAGCUCGUCGGCGCGGGCCUCCAAGUCACAGGGGACGAGAAAAUCAUAAGUAUUGGGAACAAAGCCGUCCUGGCAGGGUUGAUCUUCACGCUCUUUGUGUUUGGAUGGUUUAUUUGGAUUGCUUCUAUGUUUCAUCGACGGCUUGAAGCCCAUCCGACGGCUAUUUCGCUUGAUGAAGCAAUUGGCAAUUGGAGGGUUUAUAUGGGAGUUUUGUAUGGAGUCUGCGGGUCAAUGGUUGUUAGGAAUCUGGUAAGAACAAUUGAGUUUGGGAGUCCGCAUGGAGCGGAUGUGAGAAGUCGCGAAGUGUAUAUUUAUUUGUUUGAUGGAGCGUUGAUGGCAUGUGUCAUGGUGCUCUGGCUGGUUUGGCAUCCUGGGAGGUUGAUUAAAGCGGCGAGGAGGGUAAGGAAGGGGGUUGAGGGAGGUGUAGAGCUUCUGGGGGGUUUGUUCAGGCGUAUCUGGGAGUUCUGGCGCUAG
Messenger RNA from Aspergillus nidulans FGSC A4, 1003 nucleotides. Its product is annotated as RTA1 domain-containing protein. Lineage: Eukaryota; Fungi; Ascomycota; Eurotiomycetes; Eurotiales; Aspergillaceae. The coding region runs from base 110 to 1003 and encodes 297 amino acids. The record is from RefSeq and is a predicted model, not a curated record. Gene Ontology annotation, cellular component: membrane. The transcript is spliced from 3 exons.